This is a messenger RNA of Macadamia integrifolia, 634 nucleotides long. RefSeq names its product probable LRR receptor-like serine/threonine-protein kinase At1g67720. Lineage: Eukaryota; Viridiplantae; Streptophyta; Magnoliopsida; Proteales; Proteaceae. The transcript has 3 exons. The record is from RefSeq and is a predicted model, not a curated record. The coding region runs from base 210 to 503 and encodes 97 amino acids.
AUGUGUCAAGUGUUGCAUGUGGCACAGUCGGCUACCUUGAUCCUGAGUACUAUGCUAAUCAACAGUUAACUGAAAAGAGUGAUGUCUACAGUUUUGGGGUUGUUCUUUUGGAGCUGAUAUCAGGAAAAAAACCUUUCUCAGCAGAAGAGUACGGUGCUGAAUGGCACAUUGUUCACUGGGCAAGGUCAUUGAUUCGUAAAGGGGAUGUGAUGAGCAUCCUAGAUCCUUCAUUAGCAGGUGAUAUUAAAAUAGAGUCACUUUGGAGGAUAGCUGAAGUUGCAAUCCUUAGUGUUGAGCCACAUGGAAGUUGCAGGCCAAAGAUGCAGGAAAUAGUUUUGGCUAUUCAAGAUGCCAUUAAAAUUGAAAAGGGAAGGCAGAGAAAUUACACAAGAUGCUCAAGCUCUCAGUCAAGGCAAUCUCCACACAUAAGUUCCCCAUCAGACUCUCUAGAAAUUGAAAGCUCUAACUUUUCAAGUGGUUGCAUUCUGCCAUCUGCAAGAUAACUGUAUAGUUGUUCGACAUUGGAAGCAUUGAUAUAUAUUUCAUAGCAAAUCAUACAGAAUUGUAACUACCCAGAAAAUGUAAAAAGUUGAAUUUAUGGUUGAAAGAUACACAGACCUUUGAUCUCAUACAA